This is a messenger RNA of Rotaria sp. Silwood2, 4413 nucleotides long. Lineage: Eukaryota; Metazoa; Rotifera; Eurotatoria; Philodinida; Philodinidae. The record is from the annotation of a GenBank genome assembly.
AUGCAAAACAAUAAUAUUGUGUUUCUAUUGGUGCUUAUUUUUAUCUUAUAUGGUCAAAGUAUACAGUUAUGUCAAAAACUUUCAACACAUCUUAUUAUAUCUACUAAUAAUAAAACAAUACCAAUUUCAAAUCGAUGUUAUAUAAUUGGACAAUGUCAUUUGACACUUACUAAUAGUGAUUAUUAUCAUCAUCAUAUUAAAUUAAAACGAAAUAAUGAUAGUUUUCAAUUAUUUUUCUCAUCAAAAUUUAAACUUUUAAUUAAUCAUGAUCAACAUAAUGGAAAAAUAUUAUUUUCAUCAAUAUCAAACAAUGGAAUAAUAAAUACAAAAAAUAUAUCAACAAAAAAUUGUUAUAUAGAAAAAGAAUUUGUCAAGCGUAAUACACGACAAUAUGAUCGAUCAGGAUCAACAUCAUCAAUAGUAAUUACGUUUAAUUCAUCAUCAUUUAUUGAUUAUCGUCAUAAAGAUACACUUGCUUAUCCUUUACGUUUAUCAAUACGUUUUCGUACAUUAGGUAGAAUCUCAAAUGGUGUUUUACUUUCUUUAACUUGUAAAUCUACAACAUCAAUAUUACCAUUUAUUAUAAUUGAACAUACAAAUGGAAAAAUCGAAAUCACUAUUCUUCAAUUAGAUCAAAGAAAUGCAUUAUCGUCUGUCACUACUGUUCAAUGUGGUAAAAAUGUAAACAAUGAUAAUUGGCAUAAAUUACAAUUUGAAAUUGAUCUAAAUGGAGUACUUCAAAUUGUUGUUGAUGAUGAUAUACGAACAUCACAAAUUCCUAGUUAUGUUGUAUCAAGUUGGAAUAUAAAUGCAUUAUUAGUUGGUGAUACACGUCGUUUAAAUACAGAUAUAUUUCAACCAUUUAUUGGUUAUAUGAGUGAUCUUAUAUUUAAUAAUGAAUAUUUAUUUACAAGUUUAACAACACGAAAACAAUCAAUUCAAUCAUCAUUUCAUUAUUAUAGUCAUCAUAUUAUAGUUGGUUAUCGUAUAGCAUUUUUUAAUUUAGUUACUAUUGAAACACAAACAUCACAUAUAGCUUUUUCUGAACGUGAAAGUCAAAAUAAAAAUCAUGGAAAACUUGAUAUUUAUUUUUUAUUUCGUUCUUAUGUACCAGAUGGAAUUAUUUUAUAUCGUUAUGCACAAGGUUUAAAUGAAUAUUUUGCUAUUGGUUUAAGAGCUGGAAUAUUAACAUUAUUUAUGGAUUUUGGUUUUGGUAAACGACAAAUAGUUAGUGAUGAAUCAACAAAAUUAGCAGAUGGAAAAUGGCAUGAAGUACGAGUAACAAAAAUUGGUACUGAUAAAAUCGAAUUAGUUGUUGAUAAUCGUGUAAAUCGUUCAACAUUAUCAGGUAAUGGUAUUCGAAAUGCUGUUUCACUUCAACCUGUACUUUAUAUUGGUGGAAUACCAAAUAGUAAUCAAAUUAAUUUAACAGAUUCUGGUCUUAAUUCUUAUGGAUUUCAAGGUUGUUUAUCAAGUUUUAUUGUUGAUGGUCGUUUACUUGAUUAUCAAACAGCAUUAGUACUUCAUGGAAAAAUUAAUAUGAAUAUUUGUUCAGAUUUAAAUAAACUUUGUUAUGAUUUUACAUGUAUUCAUUCUGGUAUAUGUUUAACAAAUGAUAAUGAUGAUGGACCUCAAUGUGAUUGUAUUGAAACAGCUUAUAUAGGUGAACGUUGUGAUAAAUUACCUAAUGGUUUUUAUUUUGGUAAAAAUAAUUUAAUUGGUUCACUUGAAUAUGUUAUGGCACAAUCACGUCAAACUGAACAUGAUAUAAUUACAUUUGGUCUUCAAACAUUUUCUAUAUCAGCUCAAAUAUUUCGUCUUGAAUCUGAUUUAAAUUUAUAUUAUCUUGAAUAUGAAAUAGUACGAGGACGAUCAUAUAUAAAAUUAAAUUUAGGCGAAAAACAAUCAGAUAUUUAUUCAGCUAUAACUCAUAUAACAGAUGGAAUAUAUCAUGCAAUUAAAAUAAUUCGAAAAUUUUCAAUUAUUGAAUUAUAUGUUGAUGGUAUUAGAAUUAAAUUAGAAGGUGGAAAUAAAUAUAUACAUCAAUUAGAAUCAAAAUAUUUUCUUGCACAACGACGAUUAAGAAUUGGAAAUUUUAAAAAUAUUUCACAAUGGAAUGGAAUUCUUGCUGGUUUAACAUUUAAUCGUCAAUCAAUAUUUGAUAGUCUUAGUUUUACACUUAUUCGAUCAGGUGAUGUCGAAGAAGUCUAUCCUGAUCAAUAUAUUGGUCAAUUUAAUUUAACUUCAAUAUCAUUUAUAUCUUCAAUAGAUACAUCUAUUCUUCCAACAAGUACAUUAAUAACUUCAAUAAUAAAUCUAACAAAUGAAAAUUCAAGUAUUCCAAUUCUUGGUCAUUUAUAUCAUAAUGAACCAAUAACAAAAAUAAAUAUUAUAACACCAAAAUCAAUUAAUAAUCGAGGAAUAUUUUUUCAAUGGUUAUUUAAACAAAUAAAAUAUUUUCCUAUACGUAGUCUUAUAAUUGGUUUAAUUAUAGCUAGUUGUUUUGUUUUCUUUUUAUUAUUUAUAAUUAUACGUUUAUAUUGUAAAAAUCGUUCAAUUGAAAGAAAAAAUCUUUCAUGUAAACAUCAUCAAACAAAUGGUAAAAUAUAUUCACAAUUACAUCAACAAAGUAAACGUUAUUCAAUUGUACCAAGUGAUAAUCAUGAAUCAAAAAAACGUGUACCAAAAUUUCUUCGACAUUUACAUACAAAUGAAACAAAAUCAACAUCAUUUCGUUUAUCAGCAAAUGGUGGUGAUAGUUAUCAUCUUAUAUCAUCUAUACAAGAUAGUAAAUCAUUACCAUAUCGUAAUUCUGAUUGUGUUUUAAGUGAACAUUGUUGUGUACAUUCAAGUUUAUCUCAACCAAUAUCAUCAUCAUCAUCUAUAUAUCAUCAAAUAAAUCGUUUAAUGUUAUCAGGUAGUGAUCCACCAUUACCAUUAACUAAUGUUUCACAAUCACAUUCUCAUCAAAUAUCAACAGCAACAUUACGUUCAUUAAAAAAAGAAAUUGAUAAUUCAAGUGCACAAACAUAUUCAGCUGUUUAUUCAUGUGAUCUUGUGGCAAAUUUAGAUAUUGAUCAAGAUAUUACACAAAAACGUUCAUCUAUAAAAAGAAGAUCUAUUUUGAAAAAUACUCAUUCAUCAAUAAUUCAAACUAAAAUUUUAUUUCUUUAUGUUAAAAAUCUUGUUGAUUGUUAUGCAUUACAACCAAGUAAUAGAACAAAUAAAGAGCCCAUUGUUUUAGCUACAGCUGAUGAGAAUCGUAUUCAAUUAUCUCAUGCUCUUACAGGAAGUUUUCAUUCUCGAUUACCAAUCGCAUCAGCUGGUUCUUGUCAUAAUCUAUUAUUUUCAUAUAAUGGUCAAUAUCUAAUUGGAUUAUUCUAUGAAAUAACAUCAAAUUUAAAUCCUUAUGCUGUUAAAAUAUGGUCAUCAAAUGAUUAUUCAAUUCGUCCAAAUUUACAUCCAAUAAAAUGUUCAAUAGCAUUAACAUCUCAACAUUCAUCUAUACUUUAUAUGGCUGGUAAACAAAAAUAUGGUCGUGGUAUAUCACUUGGUUUACUUGAUAUUGAUACAUGUAAUCUUAUACGUGAACUUAAAUCAGAUCCUGAUACAUCAAUAGGAGAUGAAAUUCAACGAAUUAUUCUAACAAAAAAUGAAACAUAUGCACUUAUUGCAUGUACAGAACAUGCAAGUACAUAUACAUGUUUUGUUAUUUUUAAAUUAGAAACAAUAAUAAAUCAAAAUGAUGAAAAAUCAUCAUUAACAUCAAAUUCAUUGAGUAAUUGUACAAUGAUUUUAACUAGAUUUGAUUCAGAUUCAAAUAAUACAUUUUCAAUAAAUGAUACUAAUAAUAAUAAUAAUGAUAAUAAUAAUAUUAUUGAUCAACGUAUGUUAACUGUAUUACGUACAAAUCAAAUACUUAUAUGGAAAUUAAAUGAUGGAGAAAUUUUAUUUAAUUAUGAUUUUCAUCAUUUAAAUUCUGAUAAUGAUAAUCUACAACAAAUACUUAAUUGUCAAAUGAAUGAUAAUCGUUUAAUGAUACUUAUUGAACAAGGUUUAAUACAUAUAUGGGAUAUAACAUUUAUGACAGGUCAAUUUUCAUUAAUUGCAACUAUAUCUGAUCCAUUAAUUCAUUCAAUUAGUUGGCUUGAUCAACGACAUUUUCUUUCAGUUGAUAAUGAUGGUCAACGUAUUCGUACAUGGAAUAUACAACGUAAAGAUAUUCUUAAUGAAUUAAUAUCAUCACAAAAUAUACUUCAAUCAUUUCAUGUACAUUUAUUAACAAAUGAUUCUAAUAAACGACAAGAAUAUUUAAUUAUUGGUAAAUCAAUUAAUGAACGUGAUUUACUUAUAUUUGAAUAUACACAACCAUAUGAUGAUCAAACUGAUUCAUCGAAUAUUUCUGUUUGUUAG